CGGGGCACAGCCGCGCGGGCGGGCGGAGGCGCGCGCCGGUCGCUGAAGCUCCGGGUCGCCGCCGCCGCCGCCCGCCGCGCACCGAGCUCCCGCCCCGGGGCCGCUGGGUGGCCUCCAGGCCGUUGGCACUAUGCACACGCCGGGUUCUGCGGGCCCGGGCGACGCGCGCGCGGUGGAGAUCAUGGACAUAUGUGAGUCCAUUCUGGAGAGGAAGCGGCAUGACAGCGAAAGGUCUACCUGCAGUAUCUUGGAGCAGACCGACAUUGAGGCUGUUGAGGCCCUUGUUUGCAUGAGCUCCUGGGGUCAAAGAGCCCAAAAGACUGAGCUCUUAAGGAUCCGACCCCUCACUCCGGUCUCCGACUCUGGGGAUGUCCCCACUGGUGGGCACGUGGAUGCAGCAGCAGCCGAGCUACCAAAGGACUUCCAUUCUCUAUCAACUCUGUGCAUGACUCCUCCCCAGAGCCCUGACCUCAUGGAUCCUUCGAUGGGAACACUUGUCACUUCCCAGAUAACUGAUUCCAAAGCACGCUUGAUCGUAGCCACGCCCUCAGCCCCCAGUGGGCCAGCUAACAUGCAGAGCAGGAGGGCGGAGAAGGGCCUGCCUGCUGUGAAGCCGGAGCCACGGGAGCCAGCCGUGGGCCCCACCUGCGGGGCCACAGUGACAAGUGUCAUCUGCCAUACUACGGGGAACCCUCCCGCCCACAUUCCUACUGCCCAGGCUCCAGACCACGGACAGUCAGACAGCAGAGAAGGGAAAACACGGUUUCUGGGACCUACAGAAGCUCUGCAGGACGCACCCCUCAUGGACAAUGUGCUUGCUGCGGACUUGGUGUCCUGUCAGCCCUGUUUGCACAAGUCUGGUGGCCUGGUCCCUGCUGACAGCGGCCACCAGCUAGGGUGGCCUCUCGCAGUCAAAACCUGCUCACCAAAGAAUUCCGAAAGUGACUUGCCCGGGAAGGCCGCUCCUCUGAUUUCUGUCCCUGUCCCCAACCCUCCUGUCCUUUGCCAAAUGAUCCCUGUGACUGGACAAAAUGGCCUGUUAUCAGCUGUUUUGAAGCCUCCUCCCCAAGUGUCAGCGGGGACUGCCAAGCCCAUCCUGCCCCAGCCGGUGGUGGUGGGCCCCUCUGUGCCUCAGGGAGCCGUGAUGCUGGUGCUGUCCCCCGGAGCCCUCCCCCCGCCCGCCGCCUGCCCAUCGGCCCUGAUGGCUGUCGGGAGCCCCAAGUUGCUGCCCCUAGCGCCUGCACCAGUGUUCAUUGCCUCCAGUCAAAACUGUGCCCCUCAAGUAGACUUUUCCAGAAGAAGGAACUAUGUGUGCAACUUCCCAGGCUGUCGGAAAACGUACUUCAAAAGUUCCCACCUCAAGGCUCAUCUCCGCACUCACACGGGGGAGAAGCCUUUCAGCUGUAGCUGGGAGGGCUGUGAUAAGAAAUUUGCUCGGUCGGAUGAACUCUCUCGCCACCGCCGAACUCACACAGGGGAGAAGAAGUUCGCCUGCCCCGUGUGUGACCGGCGCUUCAUGCGCAGUGACCACCUGACGAAGCAUGCCCGGCGCCACAUGACGACCAAGAAGAUUCCCGGCUGGCAGGCGGAGGUCGGCAAACUGAACAGGAUCGCCUCGGCCGAGAAGCCGGGCAGCCUGGGCGCGGGUGCGCCUGCCUCUGCCUGAACCACCUCAGAUCCGCUCUGCGGGGACUCAAACUCGCGCUUCUCCUGGAACGUUCAUCUCGGGGGCUCAGGCAAAGUGGGAGCUGGCUCUGAUGAAAGUAUGUUCACUUGUUCUUUUCCGUUGGGACCCUGUUCAAUAUCGUUUAUAGUUUCAGAAGUUUUGUUGUUUUUUUUUAAAUUUUUUUUUAAAGAAAAUGGGGGGAAAAUUGAUAAUCUAAAUCACCAGCAUUCAUAUAACCAUUUUGGCAAUAAAGUUUACAAAAUCUGGAUUUUUACAAUGUUUCUAUUCAUGUUUUGUAGAAGUGAAACAGGGUACUGGUUUUUAUACUGUUUUAUAGCAAAAAAAAAAUAUUUAUAUUGCUGGUGUUCAGAUCACCAAUUUCUAGGUAGGUAAUUUUACAAUCUUUGUUUUAAUGUUAAUAACAUUUUUAUAACCUUUUUGUAAACUUGGCAUAUUAAAUCAGAAAAGUAAAAAUCACACAGUUUUAAUUAGGCCUUUUAGAGCUCAGAAUUUUCUAGAAUCAGAACUGGUUGAGUAGGGGCCUCUUUGAAGUAAGUGGGGUGGGGUGGGAACUUUGUAGUGAGCUUCUUCGUAACAUUUUCCAAGGAAAUUCCAGGCAGACCAUUCCUUCAAGGCGAUAGCCCAAGGAAUUCCAGUGAAGUGGAGCUAGUCACCUGUGCCCGUGGUGUGACACGUGAGGGCCGCUCGCCGGAAGAGAUCUUCAGUAUGUGCUAGGUGACCAGUGAGCAGGGAGGCCGUUGAGAGUCAGACCGUGCUCUGGCGAGGCGGGCAGCGUUUCUUUUCCAGGGAGCAAAUCCCUUUCAGUUUCCUGUUUGUACUUCAUUCACCAGAAAAAAAAAAUCAUAUAAGCACUCGGGCUUGA
This is a messenger RNA of Sorex fumeus (smoky shrew), 2549 nucleotides long. It is a transcript of the gene KLF11, whose product is annotated as KLF transcription factor 11. The record is from RefSeq and is a predicted model, not a curated record. Gene Ontology annotation, biological process: regulation of transcription by RNA polymerase II. NCBI's taxonomy places the organism in Eukaryota, Metazoa, Chordata, Mammalia, Eulipotyphla, Soricidae. Gene Ontology annotation, molecular function: DNA-binding transcription factor activity, RNA polymerase II-specific; RNA polymerase II cis-regulatory region sequence-specific DNA binding. Bases 131 to 1666 code for a protein of 511 amino acids. The transcript is spliced from 4 exons.